Closterium sp. NIES-65 is the source of this 2802-nucleotide messenger RNA. The record is from the annotation of a GenBank genome assembly. NCBI's taxonomy places the organism in Eukaryota, Viridiplantae, Streptophyta, Zygnematophyceae, Desmidiales, Closteriaceae.
AUGCCGACUCCGCGCCCCGCAGAUCCACGUUACGCCGCGCCGUCGCGCAGUAGAGGAUUGCACGAGCUGGGCGUGCGGGAGCAGGAGACGCUCCUAUCCGGCACCAUCAUUAUCGAGCAACCGGAAUCCGCCAUCGGCGCGGUCGAGAUUUACGUCGACGACGGCAUGCACGCUGAAAGUCGCAGCGCAGUCGCUGUUAGUCGCAGCGGCGUCGCCAAUGAUCGCGGCUCCUCACAACCUGUCGCUUCCAAUUCCCCAAAAGCCCCCAAUUCCCCGGCUGCGGCUUCCGCCAGCUCGCUCGAGUCCCGCGCGUCGCCCGCUUCCCGCUCCCUCGUUAUUUCCGCGCUCGCCGCGGAGGCAAGCGACAACGCGGCUGGCGCAGCGGCGGGGGCUGGCGACGUUUCGACGACGUGCGACAUCAGCGACGGGAUGUGGGAGGCGGAUGCUAACCGGCCGCUGUAUUCCAGUCUUGACUGCCCGUUUAUUCACGCUGCAACGCAGUGCGACGCGCACGGGCGGCCGGAUACAGGGUACCAAAAACUGCGGUGGCGACCGACUCGCGAUAAUGCGACGGAAAGCGGCGGCUGCGACGCGAUGCCGCAACUGACGGCGAAGAGCGCGUGCGAGCUGAUGCGGAACAGGAACGUCGCUUACGUGGGGGACUCGAUCGUACGCAACCAUUUCAACUCGCUCGCGUGUAUCAUGUUCGGUACGCAAGGCGAACCCGAGGUCCUGGGCAGCCAUCCGUACGCGCAAGUGUACCACUGGCCGAGUUGUAACGCCACGGUGGCGUUCUAUUGGAGUCACUACCUCGUGAACCUCACUCUAAUCGACGAGCACGUGUUUAACACGGGCGGCGAGCUCGACCUGGAGAAUCCCGACGACUGGUGGUUUCGGCACUAUAACGAACACGACACAUUCGUUAUAAGCGCGGGGCAAUGGUGGUCAUCGGUGCGCAUCCAAGGCAAGAACAUCCACUUCGCGAGCCCGAACACCGACUUGCCGCUAUUUGACGCGUACCAAACCGCGCUUUUCUCCGUCCUCCGCCCGUUCGAGGACGUUAGCAGUACCGGCAAGCAGGUAGUUCUGACGCUCGUGCCGCCCACGCAUGGGUUCCACGGCAGCUGUUCGGCCACGCAGCCGGUUAGUGCGGAGGAUGCGCUUUCCAAGGAUUACCCCGAGGCAAAGUACAACAUUCUUCUCGCCGACGUGGCGCGGCGGUACGAAGCGCGCCGGGCGAAGCGCGGGCAUGGCGCGCCGCUGAUGCUUCUGGACAUUUUUGGGAUGUCGUUGACGCGGUGGGACGGGCACCCCGGGGAGCAUUCGGGCGGGGGUAACAUAGACUGCGGGCACUACUGCUUGCCGGGGGUGCCGGACUCGUGGAACGAAAUGAUGCUGGGACUGCUGUGGGUGCAGGACGGGCGAGGGAGAGGAGGGGUAGCAGGGGGAAAGCUGCAGUCCCUGACGCAAGCAGCAGCGAGACUCCCUCACACUAACAGUGACACUCCCUUAGCCAGCAGCGCGCCGAUGGCCCUGUUCAGCUCGGGUGUACCGCUGCAAGGAGGAGGGGUGGGCCUGCAGAUUCUCCUGGCCGCCAGCUCAUCGUCGAUCGUCAUCCGAGCUGCCAAGUAUGAAUCUCCUUUCCCUUCCUCCUCCCUUCUCCUCCUUCCACGCCCCUCCCCCACUUCUCCUCCUUUCAGUUCGCCUCCUUUGAUUUCCCUCCUUGUGCCGUCAAUCAUCAUCUCCCCUCUUGCCCCGCCUCUCUCCCCUCUUGCCCCGCCUCUCUCCCCUCUUGGGCCGCCUCUCUCCCCUCCUCCAACUUUUCACCUUUCUUUUUUCGUUACCCCUCUUGUCCCCGUUAUUUCCCUCACUGUCGUGCCCUGUUAUUUCCCUCACUGUCGUGCCCUGUUUCUGGUGGUGGGCGUGGGCUUUCCCGUCUUCCGCUCGUUCAAGGCCAUUGAGGAGGGCUCUCAGACGGACCGCAACAGAUGCCUCGCGUACUGGUCGGGUGAGUGGUGUGGUGGUGCAGUGGUGAGGAUGGUGCAGCUACCUUUCUACCAGCACAUCAAGCCCUCAUUUGAGCACAUCUCGCCUUCCGUACCCCCCGUCUCUCACCCCCACGCUGCCCUUCUACCAGCACAUCAAGCUGCUCCUGCUGCUCUGCCUGCAUGUGCACUGGCACCAGCUUACACUGCCCCCUUCCCAUCCGACGCCCCUUUCCCGCCUAGGCUGCCCUUCUAUCAGCACAUCAAGCUGCUCCUCUUGCUCUGGCUGUGCAUCCUGUUCCACGCGCACCAGGAGGAGAUCUCUGCUGCAGCACCUCAUUCAAUUCUCCUCACGCCAUCCCCUCCCCUUCGGCCCCCUUCUCUCUCCCUACUCCCUCCCUCAGGCGUCCUGGUUCCACGUACACCAGGAGGAGCUCUCUGCUGCACCUCCUUGUACCGCAGCUCACCUUCUGACACCAUUCUUCUCCCCAACCCCUUCCCUCAGGCGUCUUGGUUCCACGCCCAUCAGGAGGAGCUCUCUGCUGCAGCACGCAUGGCCCAGUCUGCAACCAGGGCAGCACUUACUGCUUUGGACUCUGCAGUCUCGUCAGCUGCUGCUGCCCUCCCACCCCCUGCUGCUGAUGGCCCUCCUGCUGCCACGUCAGCGGCAGAUGCUGAUGCCAGGAAUGAUGUCACUGAUGAUGUCAGCGGACCUAACAGGGACGGUGGUGAGCUGCAUGACGUGGCAGGUGGAGGGGAGUCGGGGGAGGAAGGGGACGGGGGAGGGGGAGGCGGGAUGAGGGGAGGGAGAAGGUGA